CUAAAAUGUCUGUGUUAUUUCAAACAGUUAUUAAUACAGGAAGACUGUGUUCAUACAGAAAUUUUAAAAAAUCUGUGUCCUCGUGCAGAUGUUUAGCCAUAAGAAAACUCUCAGAUGUCCCGCGAAAGUUUAUUAACUUUGAAGAGGUUGUGGCGGCACGAAGAGCUGAGGCACGGCGUAGUAUUGUAGUGCAAGUGAACUCAGAGGCGUCCUUUAGCGAACUCCAUACUUACUGCUCGAAAUAUGCAGAUGUCAAGGGAAUUCAUCACUAUCGGAACUCUAGUGGAGAGCACUUCAUGCUUAUUGAAUUUAGUACAGAAGACAAUCUCAAAGAUGUACUACGAAGUUGUAGCUCACACCAAAAAGACAUUGACGUCAUGUCCGUCCAGUCCCCAUUCCUCUGGUUCCGUGCCGCUCCUGGUAAAAAGGAGAAGACAGGACCGUGUCUUAGUUCUCUCAAUACAAAGGACGGAAGCUCGGAUCUCAGUGAAGAUGUGUUGUUUCAAGAGUUGAUGAGUGCACAAACAGUGUCUGAUCAGAUCCAGCUUUUGUAUGAUAGGACUAUAUUGAAUGACCUUGGUGUUCGGUUACGAUUUAUAGUGGCUAGAGAGCUAGAAGUGAUGUUAAAAAGCUUGUAUGCAAACAUAGAGGUUCAUCCUUUUGGCUCGUCCGUAAAUGGGUUUGGCCGGAUGGGGUGUGACUUGGACCUAGUACUUACUAAUACGCUCACUGCUGAUAUGACGGAUCCAUCGAAGCGUCUAGUGUACCAAGAGAAGCGUAGCGAAUCUCGUCCGUCGCGGCAGCUGGAGUUGUUGGCGGAGCUGCUGGACUCGCGCGCGGUGGGCGUGGGGCGCGUGCAGCGCAUCCUCCACGCGCGCGUCCCCAUCGUCAAGUUCGCGCACCACAUCACCGAUGUGGACUGCGACCUGUGCUACAGCAACAUGUCCGGCGUGUACAUGUCGGAACUGCUGCACCUCCUGGGCUCACUAGACCCUCGCGUGCGGCCGCUGACGCUGGCGGUGCGGCGCUGGGCGGCGGCGGCGGGGCUCACGGCCGCGACGCCGGGCCGCUGGAUCACCAACUUCCCGCUCACGCUGCUCGUGCUGCACUUCCUGCAGCGCGCCGGGGUGCUGCCGAGUGUCAAGCUGCUGGUCAGCAAGGCUGAGAAACAAGACAUCCGGAUAGCGGAAGACAACCUGAACUGCACAUUCCUCCGAGAUGCUAACAAGCUGUCUCCCGCCAGCUACUCCCAAAACGACUCGUCCUUGGAAUCGUUGCUGCUCCAGUUCUUCGAGUUCUACGCGCAGUUCGACUUUGCGGACAAAGCUAUUUCGUUAAACGAGGGCGCCGCCGUCAGAAAACCUAACGCGCUGCCGCUGUUCAUAGUGAAUCCUUUGGAACAGGCCCUAAAUGUGAGCAGAAACGUGAGUUACGAAGAAUGCGAGCGCCUGAAGCUGGAAGUGCGCAACGCGGCCUGGCAGCUGGAGGCGGCGCUGGAGGGCGGGCGCGGCGCGGACUGGGGCCUGCUCGGCCUGCUCGAGCACAAGGCCGCCAGGGGCCUCAGGAAACUGCUCCGCGUCGGCAACUCGCAGAGACUGGUCUCCGUCAAAGACUUGUUCGCCGACGAAGAGGACAAUCGACCCGUCAAUAAUGAUAUCAAAGAUAAGCUGGACAGACUGGCGCGGAAGGAGAAGGAUAAGAGUAAAGUGAAGUUUAAGAACGGUCAGGUCGCCAGUGAAGUGUAUAGGAUACGGCGGGAUAAGCUGUUAUGAGAGUUCGAUGAUUGGCUUUGAAAUGUUGACUUCGUGUUGGCUUUUGAGUUCGUUAAGUUGGCGCGUUAAUAAAUAAGGACCCUACUGCAUUGGAGAUACACAUUUUAAGAAAAACAUGUAUAAAGUUUUUAGUAUAAAAAAAAGGAAAAUAUAAGAGGGAUGACGACUAUAUAAAAAACAUGGCAUUCUGUUUAGUCCGUUAGUUAGAUCGUCCAAAAAUACUGAACACAUAUUUUUCGCUUUUUA
Messenger RNA from Leguminivora glycinivorella, 2018 nucleotides. RefSeq names its product poly(A) RNA polymerase, mitochondrial (gene MTPAP). The record is from RefSeq and is a predicted model, not a curated record. NCBI's taxonomy places the organism in Eukaryota, Metazoa, Arthropoda, Insecta, Lepidoptera, Tortricidae. The coding region runs from base 6 to 1772 and encodes 588 amino acids. Gene Ontology annotation, molecular function: poly(A) RNA polymerase activity. The transcript has 8 exons. Gene Ontology annotation, biological process: mitochondrial mRNA polyadenylation.